Messenger RNA from Lytechinus pictus (painted urchin), 9511 nucleotides. Its product is annotated as oxysterol-binding protein-related protein 9-like. The record is from RefSeq and is a predicted model, not a curated record. Gene Ontology annotation, cellular component: cytosol; membrane; intracellular membrane-bounded organelle. NCBI's taxonomy places the organism in Eukaryota, Metazoa, Echinodermata, Echinoidea, Temnopleuroida, Toxopneustidae. Gene Ontology annotation, molecular function: sterol binding. The transcript has 17 exons. The coding region runs from base 582 to 2360 and encodes 592 amino acids.
CUCUUGACUGUGAAAGCCAGGUCUGAUUUGAUAAUGGUGAUGUAAUGAUUAUGAAUAGUCAAGUGUUUACUGCUUCUGGGAUGUACAUGUGCAGUGACAUUGUUUCAUGGGGAAUGAGCAAGGGAUGUUUCAUCUUGUUUAUACAUGUUAUAAGCUACUGAAAUCGUUGCAUCUGAUUGGUUAAAAGUGCUUUUGCCAUUGAAAUCAAUGAGGAGGCACUUCAUGAAAAGCUCCCUGUACAUGGUGCAAUAAUAGGUAUAGAUGACGAAGAUGAUUCUACCUUCACUGUAACAGUAGACCAGAAGACGUUCCAUUUCCAGGCGCAAAGUGCAGAAGAGAGGGAGCAGUGGGUCACAGCAUUAGAAGAAACCGUCUUGAGACACAAACAAGCUCCGAAGUACGGACUGCCCCUCCCGCUCGCCACGCCCUCUGUCCAAGACUUUGAACGCAAGCUGUUUGAGGCCGACGCCUACCUACAGAUCUUGAUCGCACAGGUGGAAAGUCUGGAGGAUAGGAUCAGUAAGCUGGAGAACGCGGAAGAAAGGACUCACCAUGAGAAGUUGCGAGAAAAUGGGAAGGCUAUGAUCGAAUCAGUGAAGCAGGCCAUCGUUCUACUCCAGGUAGCAAAGAAUACAUUGAAUCCUGUGAAUGGUUUUCUUCAGCCAGAGAUGUUAUUAGAUGACGACGAUACUACCACUGCCAACGUGCCUUCACAACACAAGAAAGGUAGUCCUGAUGCGAGCAUAGACUCCGCUGAAGAAGUCUUGGAAGCACCCAUGCCUCACCGGACCCUUCACGGUCCCACCAUGGCGGCCACUGCGUCCCCCAUGACCUCUGCACCCCUCUCUAUGACCCGGCACCCCCGUCAAGAGAUCCCCGCCCUCUCCUACUCGAGCUCCGAUGAAGACGACUUCUUUGAUGCAGACGAGUACCAAGAGGGUGAAGACAAUGACAAAGUAUUCCAUAGAAAUGCUGAGAAGGUUGAGGGGAGAUUGCAGACUAGAGCAAGACAAGAUAGCUGUCCUGAAGAAAUGGACCAAGAUGCCAUUGACUGUCAGAAGCACGGUAGCAUCAUCACCCAUCUUCUCUCUCAGGUUCGUCUGGGGAUGGACCUUACCAAGGUUGUUCUUCCUACAUUCAUCCUCGAGACAAGGUCGUUACUGGAGAUGUACGCCGACUUCUUUGCACAUCCGGAACUGUUCGCAGAUAUCUCAGACAUAGAUAACCCUAAGGAGAGGAUGGUCCAGGUUGUGAGGUGGUAUCUGUCUGCUUUCCAUGCUGGCAGGCAGGGCUCCGUCGCCAAGAAACCUUACAACCCCAUCCUCGGGGAGACCUUCCAAUGCUACUGGGACCUCAAAGGAGACAGCUCAGACGAUUCAGUGAAGAAUGAAGUGCCGGACGGUCCCAUACCAUGGGCAGGAUCAGACCAAGUGUCCUUCAUUGCCGAGCAGGUAUCCCAUCAUCCACCAAUUUCUGCCUUCUAUGCCGAGUGUCCAGAUAAACAGAUGUCCAUCAACGGUCAUAUAUGGACCAAGUCCAAGUUUCUUGGUCUGUCCAUAGGAGUGGAGAUGGUCGGUCAAGCGUGUUGCUCCGACCUGAAGCACGAAGAGGAAUACAUCAUGACGUUCCCUAAUGGCUACGGUCGAUCUAUCCUUACGAUACCAUGGUUUGAGCUCGGGGGCAAGUGUACCAUCAACUGUGCCAAGACUGGCUACUCAGCACUGGUCUCGUUCCAGACCAAGCCCUUCUACGGUGGCAAGAAGCACCGGGUUGUUGCAGAAAUAAAACAUGUAUCAGAUUACAAGCCUUUUGUCACAGUAGAAGGGGAGUGGAAUGGUGUCAUGACUACCAAAGGACCAUCAGGGGAACCUAUUGUGUUUGUUGAUACGAAAGAAAUGAAGGUGAAUAGGAAGAGAGUACGACCAGUGGAUGAUCAAGACCCGUAUGAAUCAAGAAAGUUGUGGAAGGAUGUUACGGUAAAUCUCAAGACACAAGAAAUCGAAGCAGCCACCGACGCCAAACAUUUCCUGGAAGAAAGACAAAGAAGAGAGGCCAAGGAGAGAUUAGCAGAAGGAACAAAAUGGGAAACGAAGUUAUUCCACGAAGACGGUGAAUGUUGGAUCUAUGACAAUCCUCUCCUCAAGAGAACCCAAACUCAGAAAGCCAGGAGUGUGAAGAACGCCACCCCGUCCCCCCAGCACACCCCGACCCCCAAGGGCAAGCUGGGCAACCAUCAGAACGGUAUCGAUGCUGCAUCACCCAGUCGGUCUUACCCCUCCCUAGCCCCCUCCCGGGUCCCAGCCUCUGCUUCCAGCCCUCAACUAUCACCCUCUCAGGAACUCCAAGAUUUACUACAAUGAGAGUCUGAUUGAGUGUUUCUAAUAUUAGGCAUGGGAUUAAAACUCGUAAACCUCCCUCAGAGAAUGACAGCUAACCCCUUGUCAGGAGAAUGGAAUGAUCCGCGUCAAGCAUCCCACUCGUAAUUGUGGUCCGUUCCAUUUGAAGCAAAGGGGGGUCUGAGUGGAUGGAAUAUGCAUGGAUGGUACAUGUAUCUAUGCCAAAAUCCUCUGAUCUGAAAAUGGAUUGUUACAUGACCUUUGACAUUGUGUCAAAGGUCAAAUGAACUCUUGAAAUGAAAUAGUUAUUGUGGGAGCUGGCUAAAUAUUGCUUGAUAGCAUUUAUUUAUGUACCUACAUGUAUGUUGUAAUUUGUACUUGUACCUCUGAUUUGAGAGGGAUUCUGAGACUGUACCAUUUGAAGAGGGGUGUCCCAGAGCAGUGAUGGCUGGAUUCUUUUUGUAAUACACAGGUAAGUCACCCCUCUAAAGAUAAUGGAACAGUCAUGGUUGUGAUGUAUGCAAUAGUUAUUACUUGAUGAUAUCACGGUUAAAGUGAUAUUACGGUUGUACAUGUUUGACAAUACCCAAGGUAUAUAUUGACGAGCCUCGUGAUUAUGUACCCUUAUUUAAACCCACAUUUCCUUUGGAAUCUUGAUAGGUCAAAACGUUCGAUAAGCUGGUAUCUGAUGCAUAUUUGUCCUUGUUUGUUUCAGUUCUAUAUUAUUUGAUUAUGAUUAUAUCUUAUUGUGAUCACUUUCAACAUUCUGAUUCAUUUAUUUCACUGUUUCACAAGAUCAUUCUUUUUGUUGCAAGUAUUUUCUGACGUGUCACAGUAAGUAUCAAUGCAUUCCGUUUGAAAGCAGUCAAGCUAAGUUUUAUAAGUUGUAUAUGUUUAUUUGGCCAAUUGAAUUUCAGUUGUCAGUUGAUGUAUAACAGGAGUUGAAUGGAAAGAUUUUAUUGUAAACAUGUACAGAGAAAGAAUAUUUAUAUAUAUAUAUAUCAAUCAAAUUUUCAUAUGAUAGUUCCUUUAACCCUAACUAGGCCGGGCUUUUUUGGCUGUUCUGUGGCCGGGGGGGGGGGUUGAUUCAACCCCCCCCUGAGAUCUCGGCCGCCGAUCGCACGAGCGCCGCAAAAAUUUGCAUGCUGUUAGUGUGCGAUGUAAUCUACAAGGCUGUAUGGUAAAAAUUUCCAAAAUAACGAGAUUUUAUUUAAUAUUAAUUAAUUAUGCUAAUUUAUGCAUAAAUCAUACUUUUUGCUCUAAUUCACUAAAUAAAGCUCCUAGAAUGCUAAUUUUUGGUAAAAAUAUUCUUUGUAGCAUUUUUAACAAUGGCAAUUGAAAAAAACUUCGGUUCGGAAAUCAAGUUCUUAUGUAUUUUAUUGUUUUAUGAAUUUCUUAUGUAUUUCUUUGUUUUUCAACCUUUUGUUUUUCUUUGUUUUUUUCACCAGAUUUAUUGCACAACCUUUUUGAAGCAUUAUUAUACUAAAAUCAAUUGCUUUCAGCUGUUUAAAGUAAAAAUAAUCUUAUCUUUAUGAAUAAGAUGAGAAAACUUAAUUUGCAUUGACUUUGUACACAAAAUCACGUUUUGGAACAAUUUUUGGUCUGACAUGCACUUACAAAAUGUUGCGUAAUUUCGGAACCGCGUACCCGGGCGUUGUAAAUUUGGUCUCAAAAGAUGCGCGAGACUUAAAGGUAUAAACUCUGCGAGUGGCGCGGUUAAAAAAUUUCGCGCGGCGGAAUGAUCCCAAAAAAUGUUGAGGGGGGGGGUUGAUUCAACCCCCCCCGGCCAUUUUAGGGUUAAGGCCAACGCAAACCUUACUAUUGGUCGUGACCCGAAUUUAGAAUAAAACGUAAAAUUUCAUGUGAAUAUUGAAAUAUGGCCCAUCUUACUGUAUAAAGUUCAAAAUCAUUGUAUGGGCACUUAUAUUCAAAUCUGUGACUAUACUACCAUCAAAAUUAGAAUAGGAGCGAACUGAAUAUCUAGUCAUAAUGACAUUAUAGCAAUUGAAACCAAUAUCACCUUUACUCUAAAAUAAAGGCUCUCAAUCAUCCAAAAUCAUUAUAUUAGUGUUCUUACAGUUGAUUUGGACCUCAAAUACAAACAAUUUUCAUUCACAUUUUCAGAAACUAAGUAAAAUGCGAUUUGUUCCAAAUCGAAUUGUGGACCAGUUGAAACGUACGUGGAGGCCUCUAGGUAUAUGUAUGUUCAUCCAACCAUUGUAUCUGCAUUUCCGACCUCUAUUUUCCAGCUCACAUGAAAGAUAAUGCUCUUGAGUCUCAAAUUAUCAAGGCUUGGGCAGUUCAUGAAGACAAGGGAGCAUGGAGAAAAAUAGGGGUCAGACGUAAUGAAAAAAGGUUGGAUUAUUUGAUGGAAUGGCCCGAAAUAUUCUGGAACUUGAAAUCCUUUUUUGUUAGAAGUAUUAUCUUUUGCAGCUUGUUUUGUGAGACUGUUUUCGUGUAAAGUUUGCUUACAUUUUUUAGAAUUAUAUUAAUUCUAUAGCAUAUGUUUCUAUGGGUUGUCAUUGAACCGUCAUAGGUUUUCCAUGAAACUGGCCUGCCUGUUGAUAUAUUCGCACAGCUGUUUACAAGUUACGCAUGACUGAUAACCUGUUUUUGUGCUAAAUCAAAUGUUUCAACUUUUGCCUGUUUAAAAGCAGUGGAGUGAAUUACACGUAUACCUAAUUUUUUGACAAAUAAAAAACAUUGUAUUCUGAUACUCAUAUACUCCCCCAAAAAAUUAAUCUACUAAGAUUUUGAUUUCAACAUAAUUUUAUAGGAAUCAUAUUGAUUGAGAAUAGACUGUACACAUGUGACAUCACAUGGCCUUAGAGACCGAAGCACGCCCUCACUCAGAGGACAAACAAGGUUGCUAGAGGAUACCCACUCACACACUAUCAUGUCUUACUCAAUCAAGUUCAAACUUGAGCGAUCACACAUAAAGGGUACCUUGGCAGGGUCAUCAUUUGUCCCCUUACAUGGCAUCGUGAUAGGUUUCUCAGCUGCUUAUGAUGUCAUUGCAUGAGGUGUUUCUGAUUUGGCACCAAGAGCAUUGCGUUGGUGUGUAAAGUUGUGAGUAACUAGUGAACAGCUUCACGAAACGCCACCCAGGUUCACUGCAAAACCGUUUAUUUGUACUGAAUAUAUUAUUAUUAGCUCUUCUUUAUAUUUUUCAGUCUGUAUAUCAUUUUUACUCACAUCAUACUUCAAAUUAUGUAAAGAUAAAUCAGAGAUUUAUUCACUCGUGUAACAUCUUUAUGUUGUACUCACAUUUUAUUUGUGCUGAAUAGGUAAUCAGUCUUUUAAACAUCGUCAUCAGCCUUCAAACAAGUGAACAUAUUCUUUGUGCAAUUGUAAGAGAAUGUGAUCUUUUAGAUUUGGACAUUAAAGGGAUUGUGGGGAAGGUAAAGAAACAGUUAUUGUUAGUUUUCAAAUUCUUUUCUUGUUAUUUAGGAAGAGUAUUCAUGGUAAACCGUAAAGGAAUUUAGUCACAGUAAACACAGAGUUCAUGGGAAAGACUGAACUGUACAGUCAAGGUCAAUUGUUGCCAUGGUAGAUCCAGAUCUGGGCUCCGUAACACAAAGUUUAGCGAUUAUUCGCUGAUUUGAAAGACGGAUUCUGAUUGGUUCCUAGUCAGUCUACUGAUCAAAUUGCGCAUGCAACGGCGAUCCUGAUAGGCCAUUUCAUUUAGCGAUUAAUCGCUUAACUUUGUGUUACGGGACCCAGGUUUAUAUACCUAACGGAAUUCGGUGAAAUCAUGAAAUCUAAGCUGAAGAACAAUCACACCGACAAUCGCUAAUAGUAACACAGAUAAGACAAAAAUAUGCUGUCCCAUAUUUGCUUAUCGAAAUAAAAAGACUCGCCAUCUGACUUGAAUACCAUGCUAAUUAUGCUCAUUUCUCAGCAAUAACACAUUUUUUUCCCCAGAAUCCCUUGGCACAUAUUUUUUAUUUAUACAUACAUGUACAAACACUUGGUUGGUCAUUGUAUUGGAUUCUGUUCGAAUUCAUUUUGAGAUCGUUUCCACGACUUAUGUUCAAGGUGUAAAGGUCCAUUUAAUACAAAAGAUUGCUGUCCAUGGAAUGAACUGAGCCAAUUUUUAUGGUGGUGUUUCACAAAGAUUGAAGUCUGAUUAAAUAUCAUACUUAGAUUUCCAGUAAACAUUGUCAACGUUAUUAAUGCUAGCAUUUUCAGUGCAUUGUACAAGUGAAAUGAAAUUGACAGAACACUUUACGCUCCUGGGGCCCGUAACACAAAACUUAGCAAUGAUCGUAGAACAUUUUUCUACGAUUGAUUCCAUAGACUACAAUGUACAAUCAAUCGUAAAAAUUAUGCGUACGAUCAAUCGCUAAUCUUUGUGUUACGGGACGCGGGUGAAUGUAUUAUUGUAAUGAUGCCAAUGAAACCAAGAUUUAUAAAAUCAUGUGCGCUAAUAAAAUUAUGGUAAUUUAGACUUAUUUGAAGAAAUACAUGUAGGGGGAAGUGGCGUACAUUUUAAAUACAAGUGGUUUUAUGGAGGCCAGGGGAAUGUCCAUUUACAAUAACCCGAUACAUGAAUCGUUGAUUCAUCGAUCAGUGUGAUUCUAGGGUUAAAAUAGUGCUCUAAUUUCCGCUAUCGCAAUCACAAAUGCAAGGAUUCUGUGACAAAAUUGCUCUCGACCAAUCAAAUCACUCCAUUUCAGUAGCUUACAUCUCAUGUACCGUUGCAGCUUGUAUCUUGCCGUUGAUUGAGUGUGCAUGGAACUGGGCUAAUAUUUCUGCAAGGGAUAUGAAUAGGCCCUUAGAACCCUGUUUCACAGAAAAUUUGAAUCAACAGCAAGUUACAAACACUGUUACAAGCUACUGAAAUGGGAACUGUUGAUUGGCUCAGGGCGUAUUUGUGGUAGCAUUCUAGCAGGUGUCAUUGAUAACAAACUACCGGACCCAUUCCCUUCCACGUACAGUGUACUGUACUAUUCAUAGCGAUGGCAACUUUCACGAAUUGUAGCUCUUCCGAAUAAUUACUGUCAAUGUUUGUCGGUAGAUGUUCAUAUUCUAUGAGUAACUAUUGAUGUGAUGAUUAUGUACUUGCCUGGAUAUUCAUCCCUGAAAAUGUUCAUGGAUGUUUUAAUAGGUCGUAUAAUGAAUGAUUUGUGAUUACAUCUUAUUCAUGUUUUGAUAGGCUAUACUAUGAAUGAAUUGUGGUAAAACUGUUUAUGCCAUGUUUUUGUAUAUUUCAUAAAGAGAUAUUAUUAUCACAUCAUUAUGAAGACAAAAAUAAAUUGAGCCCAUGCAAGCGGGUUUUUUUAAAUCAUGUGACGCCGAGGAAAUUGCAAGGGAAAUGAAGAGAUGCCAUGAAAAUAAAUAUGCUUGGAAAUUUCUUCAGGUCUGAGGGGUGCUUCAUAAUAAAUGUUCAUUAUUCAUUCUAUUUGAUCAUCUGCUUUCAUUCCAAAAAAGUUGAUAAGUUGGUUGAAUUUAGAAAAGUAAUGUAUCAAUGAUAAUUUGAAGAAUUUAAAGUAUGACUUGAAUUAAAAACUUUAAUAAGUGAUGGUUUGAAGUGAUGAAAGCUGAAAUUGGAUUUUCAAUUGUAAAAGGGGAUUUGAAUAUCACAAGAUCAAAGCUAAAUAUGAGGGUUGACAUUUGAUUCUAUGCCCAAAGUGCAAAGUUUUAUGCAGAGUUCUCUUUUACAGUUUAGUGAAUAUUAUUGGUAGGUAAGAUUUAUUGCACGGAGAAAGGGGAGGAGUUAUGACAUGAAUAUAUGAGCUUGGUAUGUUUUAUUUGAAAUGUGACAAGCAUCGCAGUUUGGGCUUCCUAUUGUUAAGUGCAAACAUGAUCAGACUUUAUGCAACAUUCAUGUAUUCACUUUUAUUUGUUUCGACGAAAUCUGCACUUGACGUGAAAGCUUGCCUGAGGUGACCUGAAAUGACAGGUAGCGAUUCCUACAACAGAGUAAGCGUUAAUGUCAAGUUUUCUCCAACAAGCCCCUUAUCUAUUUAUCAUGUCUACGGGAAGACGUAUUGUAUCGGUAAUUUCGAUGGCUUGUCCAUUAUUGCUUUCCUCUCUCUAAGGUUCGUUCAAGCAAGUUUCUUAAUCCAGAAUCGCAAAUCAGAACAUGAUUACUGCAAGAGAGCAUUCAAGCAGUUUUACGGCAAUGCUGUCUCUUCCUCGUUAGAUAUAGUACUGCAUGCAUGUACGAUACUGUGAAGUUUGACCUACAUGUGUAGGAAGAAUAAUUGUACAUGUACAUGUACACGUAGGUCAACUGGGAGCUCAUGUACGAAUUAAAAUCGCUAAAACGUGAUCGCUGCACAAUACCGGCAGUGUUCAAACGGUUUUACAGCAAUGCCGAUUCUUCCUCAUUGAAAGACAUGGCACUGCAAGCCAUAUUGUGGUGUUUGACCCAAGAAGUACUUCUUCUACACUAUAUGUAUGUCAAUUGGUAGUGUAUGCAGUGCGGGUCUGAAUGGAAAACUGGCAACAAGAUCACAAGGUCCGAACCAUGAACGUGCUUAAGUAAUUUUUGAGGCAACCAUGCUGCAGUUUCAUGUUUAUACACUUUACAGUACCAAAGAAACCUUUUUCAAUGUUUCUUAUUUUGAAGUCUAAAAGAUGGCAGAUGUAACUGUCAACAUAUCACGUAAACGCAGGGUUCCCACAGUCAUGGAAAAUCCUGGAAAAAUUUGUGGUCAUGGAAAGUCGGGGAAUUUGAAAAAUUUGCGAAAAGUCAUGGAAAAGUCAAGGCAUUGCAUUUACCUCUUGGCUAUGGCAGCUUUCCAUUUUUUUGUCUCUCGUAACUCUCAUACUCUAUUAUAAUUGGUGUUCAUGAUUUCCAUUUUUUCCCAAUUUUGUGACAUCCCUAAUUCUACAUAGCUGACGGGACGUCAUAGGAAGUCGUGGAAAGCAGCAAUUUAGUCAUGGAAUUCUGUUUUCAAAUUUCUGUGGGAACCCUGUAAACGCAACCAUGUUCUGGACAAAAACGUUUUUGAAAAACGUGAUUGUGAGGUGAAAAAUGCUUGUUUGAAUGCAACCCAAUAAGAAUGUAAUAAUGGAAGAUUAUGAAGAGAAACACACAACUCAGGAUGAGUGUAGAGAUUAAUUGGAGGCUGACUGGGUUCGUAGAGGUAUAUGUUAUUCAAAUAAUAUGAUAGGUAUAUGAUGAGAAUAUUGAAAUAAAUGUGAAUUAAAAUGCAGAAAUGUUG